Molecule: messenger RNA, 840 nt
Organism: Camellia sinensis
Lineage: Eukaryota; Viridiplantae; Streptophyta; Magnoliopsida; Ericales; Theaceae
Source: RefSeq, a predicted model, not a curated record
AUGACGAACCCACAUGGCAAAGACUCUACCACCAACCCCCCUCCCAACACUAGCGAAGCCCCGAGCCCUCGGCGUGUUGGAGAAGGACCAUCCAAUACUUCUCCUCCUGCCUCUGGGCAAGAACUUGAAACCCCGAGGCCUAAUGUUGCCGGGACUAGUGUUAGACCAUCCGGACAACCAGUACUCGGGGCUGGAGGACAUGUUGGGGAGGGUGGUGGUGUUGGCGACACUACCAGUGUUGGAGGAGAGUCUACUAGUGGUGGUGUUGGUGUGGGAAUGGGAAUGGGAAUGGGAAUGGGAGGAGUGUCUACUGGUAUGGAAGUACUUCAAAUUGAGGCUACUGCUGGUGGUGGCGGCGGGGUUGGUAGUCAGAGGAAGAGAACUCGAGAAGGGAUGGAUGCAGGAGAAGGAUCUUCGGCAGGGCAAGGCGGAGAAGCUCCUCCUCCACAGGGAGUUUUUCGCUGCUUUGUAUGCGGCAGAGAUGAUUUUCUCAACCACCACAGCUUAGGGGGUCACUUGAGGACCCAUCCAGAGCGUUCCUGGAAGGGUGCUUUCCCACCUCCUGUUUUCAGUCGUGAAGAGUUUGGUGAUGUUCUAGGUCUCGUCGGUGGUGCUGGUGCUGGUGCUGGUGCUGGGCAGGCGGCGGAAGUGGUGGUGGCUGCGCCGCCACCGGUUCAGAGGGAGGGUGGGGAAUCUAGGGAUCAAUUGGAUCUGAAUGCGUUACCAACUGCAGAUGAAGAGGAGCCAACACCUCCCAACGAAGAGGAACCUCCUCCUCCUCCUUCUUCUAUAAAGCUGGUUCAGGACUUGAACAAGUUACCACCACCAGAAGAAGAUUGA